AUGGUUCUCGACGGACAAAACACCACCACUCAAACCACCACGCCAAAAUUGCGAUCCGCAUGUAACUCGUGCCGUCAACUCAAGGUACGCUGCUCCGGCGGCAAUCCAUGCCAGAACUGUGCUACCUCCAACACAGCUUGUGGCUACGGCGUCUCCAACCGCCUGGGUCGUCCAAGGGGGGCCAAAAACAGACAGCCGUCUAAAGGGCAACUUCUAGCCCCCGCGCCGACGAGUUCCGUUGUGCAUGAUGGGCAACAGACGCCAACCUCCGCCAAUACACCUGUGUGGCUGUCACCGUCAGCAGACAAACCUACGUUUGUGUUGGACUCGUGGCAGCCCACCACGACCACGGUAAACCACCAGGAACGCCAGAGGGAACAGGCGCACCAACACCAACAUCACCAGCAGGAGCCACAACAUUCGCAACGUCGUCCACAAUACCCCGGACAACAUACGCUGGAGCUGCCGGAAUGGCCGUCGCCUCUGGAGCUACUGGAUAGCAUGUCGUGCAUGGGCUCAGGAGAUCACGACCUAUUUGAGUUGGACCACGAGGCGACCGCGGCCCUCUCGUGGACGCCAAGCCCCAACGACUUGCCAUGCUUUUUUGGCACCAACAACCCGGCAUCAUAUGCAGCACCGAGCCACGCUGGUAUCCACGGCCACGUCCCGGGCUCGUCCGAACCACCCUCUGGAAAAGGCUGGCCAGCGUUGGCAAUGGAACCACCCACGCCGCCGGCGCCCACCGCCGACCUCGUCGACCCGCGGCUGAUCACCUCCUAUCCCCCCACCGGCCGGACACACAGUCAGUAUGGAGACCUAGAUCCAACUUCUUCUUCAUCCUCCUACGUCGCGACCUCAGAAACGAGCAGCAGCAGCAGCAACAACAGCAGACACCCGACCGGAUUGGAAUGCUCUUGUCUCCAACGGCACAUGGACCUCCUCUGCUCUCUCAAACGGCCCCAUGUCCCCCAUCGAUCAUCUGGCGCAUCAACACCACGAAGCACCACGGCAACCGCACUCCCAGUCGACUUUGUCCUGCAAAACGCCCAGGAAGCCUGGCACGCCUGCCGAGCAGCGGCCGACUGCCAGGAGACAGCGGAAGACAACCACGACCACGAGGUGAUUGAGCUCCUGGUCAUGUGCCUACGGGCCGUCGUGGCGCAAGUGCAGCAGCUUCCGGCCGUCGCGCCGCUGGUGAAUUUCGAGGGCAGCGCCGGCGCUAGCGGUGGUGAUGAUGAUGAUGACGAUGCGAGGAGCCUGAUGCAUUUGCGCAAGAACGGCGGCGGCGGUGGCGGCUAUCAUCACGGGCACGAUGAUGUGUCGUCGGUCUUGUACAGCCGGGAGUCGUCGUCUUCGCCGGAAGACAAGGUCUUCGGUGGUCUGGGCAGGGACGGCGUGCCGAUCCUGGUGGGAGAGUUUGAGGUCAGUGGGGAUGAUAAGGACUUGCUGUUGCGGUCGUUGCGCAUGAUUGCGCUGCGCAAGUUGGCGAGCGGGUUGAGGUUGCUGCGCGGGAUCGUGGAUGCAAAAAAGGCAACGCUCCGCGGGGGUUCGGGACGCGUUUCGGGGAGUGGGAAUGAGGACCGGCCGCCGCGCAUGGCGAAUGGGUUACAUGAUGCGGGGGAUUUGAAGCAUGUGGAGCGGAUGAUGGAUGGGCUGAUGCAUUCGAUCAAGGUGUUGAUUGGGUUACGAGAUGUUGAUAGAGAGUAUCUGGGUUUAUGA
This is a messenger RNA of Dichotomopilus funicola, 1719 nucleotides long. RefSeq lists its product as uncharacterized. The transcript has a single exon. The record is from RefSeq and is a predicted model, not a curated record. Gene Ontology annotation, biological process: regulation of DNA-templated transcription. Gene Ontology annotation, molecular function: zinc ion binding; DNA-binding transcription factor activity, RNA polymerase II-specific. Bases 1 to 1719 code for a protein of 572 amino acids. Lineage: Eukaryota; Fungi; Ascomycota; Sordariomycetes; Sordariales; Chaetomiaceae.